Molecule: messenger RNA, 565 nt
Organism: Uranotaenia lowii
Lineage: Eukaryota; Metazoa; Arthropoda; Insecta; Diptera; Culicidae
Exons: 2
Coding region: 52-366 (104 amino acids)
Source: RefSeq, a predicted model, not a curated record
AUCAGUUGCAUCGAUCACAUUCAACCCGAAUUUAUUCAGCAGCAGUUGAAAAUGGCAAACAGGACUAAAUCAGUGCUAGCUCUACUAACGUUGUGUCUCUUAUGGGUGACAUUAAUCGGUCAUGUAUCUUCGCAAGAUUCCAAUGAAGAACAAGCAGAGGUGGCAAUCGUUGGAGAAGAAGAAACAGUGGAGGAAAUGAUCCAACCAGAUCCGGAAGUUGAAGCGCAAGACUUGGGACAAAACACGGAACAAUUACCUCCUCUUGGCCCCUUGCCGAUAGGCGGAACCAAUAUAUUAAUAGCCCCCAAAGUUUGUCCCGGAAAUCAGAAGCUAGACCACAGGGGAAAAUGUCGUGGUUCCUGGUAGAGUCAGACUUCUUCCGACCGGAUGCCCUUGACCUCCCUCCUCCAGAGAGUAUAGAACGGUUACGCUUGAGUCGAAAUUUGUUUUGAUUAUUAGACAGCGACGCGCGCAGCAAACAACAAAUAACAGUGGAAUGCGCUUAGACGAGCACACAUAAUUUUUGAUUGGGACCAUUGUGAGCAAAUAAAAAAAUUGUUUUGAA